AUGGGCGGCCCAAAUCUCGAAGUCUUCAAGUUCGGCGUCUACGUAUUCUUCCCAGUACUCGUAUACUGGCACUUUGGUGAUCCGGAGUGGUACGAGCGCAAUGUCUCCCCAUACAAAGAGAAAUUGUACCCCGCGGAGAAGCAUAACUUGAAGCAUUUCCCGAAGGAUAAGACGGCCGUACAGGAGACAUUACAAGCAGAAAUUGCAGCGGCAAGAGCGGCGAAGGGGCUUGACCCGGCGACGGCACAACCUUCGACAGAUGCGCCUGCUGCUAGGAAGGGGUGGUUGAGCUAUAUUGGGCUUUGA
Messenger RNA from Peniophora sp. CBMAI 1063, 306 nucleotides. The record is from the annotation of a GenBank genome assembly. NCBI's taxonomy places the organism in Eukaryota, Fungi, Basidiomycota, Agaricomycetes, Russulales, Peniophoraceae.